Molecule: messenger RNA, 1212 nt
Organism: Volvox carteri f. nagariensis
Lineage: Eukaryota; Viridiplantae; Chlorophyta; Chlorophyceae; Chlamydomonadales; Volvocaceae
Exons: 11
Coding region: 1-1212 (403 amino acids)
Biological process (GO): ubiquinone biosynthetic process; isoprenoid biosynthetic process
Cellular component (GO): transferase complex
Molecular function (GO): prenyltransferase activity
Source: RefSeq, a predicted model, not a curated record
AUGCCAAGGCAGCUUGCUUGGCGCGGCGAUUGCCUCUUCCUCCUGCGCGGGAUGUUCGACGUCAUCGUCGGUCACCGUAGAAACUAUACUGUUCCUCAAGGAUACAUUCAGACCUGGGCGGAAGUGCGCGGGCGGCAAGUCGAACCCUUCAGCAUCGUGCGGCAGGAGGUCGAAAUCGUAUCUGAGCGCCUCCGCCACAGCGUCUCAACUGGCAUCCCUGCCUUGAAAACCGCGGCGGAGUACUUUUUCCGCCACGGCAUGGAAGGAAAGCGGCUCCGACCCUCCCUGGUGCUCCUGAUGUCGUCGGCGCUCUCCCCUGCCGUGCCGCCUCCCGAGUACCUCCAAGUGGACCUGCGGCCCGCAGCAGAGCAUGCUCCCGAGCUUCGGAGACGGCAGCAGCGCAUUGCCGAGAUAGCAGAGCUGAUUCACGUGGCUAGCCUCUUGCAUGACGACGUCAUUGAUGAUGCGGAGACGCGGCGCGGUGUGGUGUCCCUGAACAACGUCAUGGGCAACAAGACGGCCAUUCUGGCGGGCGACUUUCUGCUGGCACGCGCGUCCGUGUCCCUGGCGGCGCUGCGCAAUUCGGAGACGGUGGUGCUCAUGUCGCAGGUCCUGGAGCACCUUGUGUCGGGGGAAAUCAUGCAGAUGACUGCUACCAGCGAGCAGCUGUUGGACUUGGACCACUAUCUGGCCAAGACCUACUGUAAGACGGCCUCGCUGAUGGCCAACAGCUCACGAUCCAUUGCGGUGCUGGCGGGGGUGCCGCCAGAGCACGUGUGCGGUGCCGUGUGUGGCAGUGGCGAUGUCGUGUGUGACAUGGCCUGGAGCUACGGCCGCCAUCUUGGUCUGGCGUUCCAGGUUGUGGAUGACCUGUUGGACCUGACCGGCAGCAGCUCCGUGUUGGGGAAGCCUGCACUCAACGACCUGCGGAGCGGCCUCGCCACUGCCCCGGUGCUGUUCGCCGCCCAGGAGGAGCCCGAGUUGCGGCCGCUCAUCCUGCGGAGGUUCAAGCAGGAGGGGGAUGUUGCGCUGGCCAUGACGCUCAUUCAGCGGACACAGGGUCUGCGGCGAGCCGAGGAGCUCGCGGCGCAUCAUGCCAAGAUAGCCGCGGACAUGAUACGCUGCCUGCCUGUGGCGCAGUCGGACCACGCGGAGAUAGCCCGGGAAGCGCUCAUACAAAUAACACACAAGGUCCUGACUCGCAAGAAGUAA